Cyclocybe aegerita is the source of this 876-nucleotide messenger RNA. NCBI's taxonomy places the organism in Eukaryota, Fungi, Basidiomycota, Agaricomycetes, Agaricales, Hemipholiotaceae. The record is from the annotation of a GenBank genome assembly.
AUGGCGAAAGGAAUUUUUCCUCGUAUGCUCAUUCCGGAUAUAAUCAACGCACUUGCUGGCUGGGGCAUAUCUGUUAGUCAAGAACAGCUCAAAAGCCCAACCGCCGACUUUGUCGAGAACGUCUAUUCCGCUUGUCUUGAACAGCUUACAGGUAUCAGCCAUGAAUCGCUCCGGGAACCCGUUCAAAACGCGUUAAACGCGUCCCAGGUGGAAGAUAAGGACCUCUAUGCUUCUGCUCUCUCCAGCAACAUAAUACUUUACCACCUAACCCGAUUCGCGAAAGCCGCAAGAGUUGAAGACUUCAAUUCGAGGGACUUGUAUAACCCCGAGAGAGAACGAACCAUCGUCCUGCUUUCGGCGUUCAUCAAUUUCGUCAAAUUUACAGAGCAGUUCUGCGAUCCAUUUCUCAAAGAUCUUCGCGAACGGUCUGACACCCUCAUCGCGCAACGGGAUAACGUUCAAGACCAAUUGAACGAGAUACAAAGAAAGUUGGACGAGCUAAAAGGUCGAAUCGUCCAAGACAAACCCAUCUGCGAGCAACUCAAUGCUGAAAACACGUCUAUUACAAACACCAUGUUUAUGACGAAGGAUGCUCAAUCAAAGGCCGUUCGUGACGUAGAGCAAUACAAGACCGAACGAAAUACUCUGAUGAAGCGGAAGGAAGCUCUCAACGGAGAAGUCAAGAGCCUCGAAGAAGCCAUUACGCGGACGCGUGCCAGAAUAGUCCAAUCGCCAGAGCGUAUCAAGAAAACAAUUGCCAUCAUGUCAACCACGGCUAGGGAGGACAAAAAGACGGUCCUGAUGCACGAAACCAAUGCGCGAGAUCUCCAAACCAAAAUCAGUGCGCUUCAUAACAUUGAAAAGGUUGUGUCGUGA